Trichomycterus rosablanca is the source of this 1656-nucleotide messenger RNA. It is a transcript of the gene il4i1, whose product is annotated as interleukin 4 induced 1. Lineage: Eukaryota; Metazoa; Chordata; Actinopteri; Siluriformes; Trichomycteridae. Bases 1 to 1506 code for a protein of 501 amino acids. The transcript is spliced from 7 exons. The record is from RefSeq and is a predicted model, not a curated record. Gene Ontology annotation, molecular function: L-amino-acid oxidase activity. Gene Ontology annotation, biological process: amino acid catabolic process.
AUGCAUCAGCUCUGCAGCAUCUUCUACUUGACUGUCGUGUUCAGUGUCUUGGGUGCAUAUAAGAAUGAUCCUAUUCUGAAUUGCCUUCAAGACGAUGACUACGAUGAACUUCUUAAGAUAGUCGACCAAGGUCUUCCUCCUUCUAAGACGCCUCUCAGGUUGGCUAUUAUUGGUGGGGGCAUUGCUGGUCUUACUGCAGCUAAAAUGCUGGAAAACGCUGGACAUAAGGUUACAAUCAUCGAAGCAAGUGAACGAAUCGGAGGAAGAAUCAUGACACACAGGAAUAAAUCGGAAGGUUGGUACGCAGAACUCGGUGCCAUGAGGAUCCCAAGCUUUCACAAGAUUCUUAGAAAAUUUUUGUCUCAGCUCAACCUUCCACUGAACAAUUUUAUUGAAGAAGACAUCAACACUUACUAUUAUAUCAACGGUCUGCUGCAAAAAACCUACAAAGUGAUUAACAAUCCUGAUGUGCUAAACUACCCUGUAACCAAGGAGGAGAAGGGAAGAUCAGCCAGUCAACUAUAUUACAUAGCUUUGGACAAGAUAAGAAAUUAUGUGAUUGAACACGGCUGCAAAGAAAUGAUGAAAAAGUAUGAUUCAUAUUCGGUUAAGGAAUAUUUGGUGAAAGAGGCGAAUCUGAGUCGAGGAGCCUUGCGCAUGAUUGGAGACAUCCUGAAUGAAAACAGCUUUUUUUACACCGCUCUCACCGAGAGUCUUUACAUGCAGUCUGAUAUCAACGAUGAUACAUCAUAUUCUGAAAUUGAAGGUGGCUUUGAUAAGUUACCCCAGGCGUUUUAUCAGCAUCUCAAUGCAACAAUCCUCCUCAAGUCAAAGGUCCUCAGGAUAAGUCAAACCGACAGCAAUGUGACCGUGAUAUAUCACGACUGGCGCAACCCAUCCACUCUCACCAAGCAAACAUUUGACUAUGCUCUGGUGACUGCCACAGCCAAAGCCACCCUCUUUAUAGAGUUCGACCCUCCACUGUCACCAGAGAAGAUGGAGGCUCUGCGUGCUGUGCACUAUGCCAGCUCCACCAAGGUUGUGCUGAGCUUUAGUCAAAGGUUCUGGGAGAGCGAAAGCAUUAGAGGUGGAAGAAGCAUCACAGAUCUUCCCUCACGCUUCAUUUACUACCCCAGCCACAACUUCACCGGGAAGGGAGGGGCACUUUUGGCCUCCUACACAUUCUCAGAUGAAGCCGCACUAUUGCAGGCAAUGUCAGAUGAAGAUCUAAUAGAAAAGAUGCUAAACGACUUGGUCAUUAUCCAUGGUGAGAGGAUCCGGCAGCUGUGCACUGGAGGGGUAGUUAAGAAAUGGGGACUGGAUCCUUACAGCCUUGGUGCGUUUGCUUUCUACACCCCGUACCAGCAGACUGACUACACCUCUGCUCUGUUCCAAAAUGAGAGUAGGAUUUACUUUGCAGGGGAGCAUACAGCAACACCUCAUGGCUGGAUUGACACUGCCAUGAAGUCCUCCAUCCGAGCAGCUAAGAGGAUAAACAGUCUUUGAAAAUAAAGAUACACCAGCUGGGAAUGUUUGCUAAUUUGGUGCUUAAAUUGUUAAACAUGUAGCAAUGAUUUAGAUUUUAUCCACUUGAAUCAAGUCUGAUUAUAAACUUGUGUAAAAUUAAAUCAUUUUCUAAUGCACUGUACAAUCACA